Messenger RNA from Penicillium concentricum, 399 nucleotides. RefSeq lists its product as uncharacterized. The record is from RefSeq and is a predicted model, not a curated record. NCBI's taxonomy places the organism in Eukaryota, Fungi, Ascomycota, Eurotiomycetes, Eurotiales, Aspergillaceae. Bases 1 to 399 code for a protein of 132 amino acids. The transcript has a single exon.
AUGACAACGUCGCAAACCUCGUCACUAUGGGCUCUUGCUCUAGCAACACUCCCUGAAAAGGACCAGCGCAUCUUCAAGAUACCUAGCACCUCAUCUCCGGACACCAAACAGACUCUGAACGAUAUUCUCUCGGCACUCGAAGUCCAGCGCGACCGCUGUACGCGGGAUAAAUGGACCACGAUCAGCAUCGGAGGGAAAAAGCUCAUCAUCCGUGAUGUCUGCGCCAAGAUUGCCGCCUACGUCAAGAAAUUCAUGGAAGUGGCUGAUGUCGCGGUCCAGUAUGACCCUGUUCACGCAGCGUUGCCGUGGGCCGGUGUGCGUUUCUUGCUGCAGUUGACCUUCUCUGGGUUUGAGGUUUUCGGUGCUAUUGUCGAGGGAUUGGAGAAGCCACGGGAUUGA